AUGUCUACUACGUUGUCUGCUGACUUCACUGCUCUGUUGAACGUUCCCAAACUCACCAUAGAUGGGAGCAACUGGCUGAUCUUUCGUUUCUGUCUUGAGAUCAGCAUCGAGUCCAAAGGAGUCUGGGGUCAUUUUGAUGGCACUUCUCCGUCGCCUCCAAACCCGCCUCCUAGUGGUGACGCUGCUGCCAUCACAGCACUCAAUGAGUGGCUGAAGAAAGAGAAGGAAGCUCAUCAUUACCUUGCUCAGAAACUCGAAGACUCGACACUCACCGAAUUGCUCCGUCUCACCUCUGUUGCGGAAAUGUGGACUGCUUUGAGUAGGCAAGUACACUGCUCUCAGUAG
Messenger RNA from Desarmillaria tabescens, 345 nucleotides. RefSeq lists its product as uncharacterized. The coding region runs from base 1 to 345 and encodes 114 amino acids. The transcript has a single exon. NCBI's taxonomy places the organism in Eukaryota, Fungi, Basidiomycota, Agaricomycetes, Agaricales, Physalacriaceae. The record is from RefSeq and is a predicted model, not a curated record.